AUGUGGGGAGCCUGCGUGUUGCUGCUGGCCCUUGGACUACAGCUGUCAUUUAGUGUCACCCCAGUGGAGGAGAAGAACCCACACUUCUGGAACCAAAGGGCAGCCAAGGUCCUGGAUGCUGCCAAGAAGCUACAGCCUAUUCAGACAUCAGCCAAGAACCUCAUCAUCUUCCUGGGGGAUGGGAUGGGGGUGUCCACGGUGACAGCCACCAGGAUCCUAAAAGGACAGCUGCAAGGCCACCUGGGACCUGAGACACCUCUAGCCAUGGACGCCUUCCCAUACACGGCUCUGUCCAAGACAUACAGCACAGACAUGCAGAUCCCAGACAGCGCAAGCACAGCCACAGCCUUUCUCUGCGGGGUUAAAACUAAUACCAAGGUCAUCGGCUUGAGCGCAUCUGCACAGUUUGACCAGUGCAACACAACGUGGGGCAAUGAGGUCCUCUCUGUGAUGCACCAAGCUAAGAAAGCAGGAAAGGCAGUAGGAGUGGUGACCACCACGUCAGUACAGAAUGCCUCUCCAGCUGGCACCUACGCGCACACGGUGAACCGUAAUUGGUACUCGGAUGCAGAAAUGCCUGCCUCGGCGCUGCAGCAGGGCUGCAAGGACAUUGCCACACAACUCAUUUCCAACGUGGACAUUGAUGUGAUCCUUGGUGGUGGCCGCAAGUUCAUGUUUCCCAAGGGGACACCAGACCAGGAAUAUCCAGAUAACUGGAACCAGGUUGGAACCAGGCUGGAUGGACGGAACCUUGUUCAAGAGUGGCUGGCAAAGCACCAGGGAGCCAAAUACGUUUGGAACCACACGGAGCUCAUUCAAGCAUCCCUGGACCCAUCUGUGACACACCUCAUGGGCCUCUUUGAGCCUGAACACAUGAAGUAUGACAUCUACCGAGACCCUGCCCAGGACCCCUCCCUGGAGGAGAUGACAGAGGUGGCUGUGCGCAUGCUGAGCAGGAAUCCCCAAGGCUUCUAUCUCUUUGUGGAAGGGGGCCGCAUCGACCACGGUCAUCACCAAGGCAUAGCUUAUCGUGCACUGACUGAGGCUGUCAUGUUCGACUCAGCCAUUGGCAAGGCAGACCAGCUCACCAGUGAGCAGGACACGAUGAUCCUUGUCACCGCUGACCACUCCCAUGUCUUCUCUUUUGGCGGCAACACACUUCGGGGGACCUCCAUCUUUGGGCUGGCUCCCUCUAAGGCUCUGGAUGGCAAAUCCUUUACCUCGAUCCUAUAUGGCAACGGUCCUGGCUACAGGCUCCUUAAUGGUGUCCGGGCUGAUGUCACUAAGGAAGAGAGCAGUGACCCCACAUACCGGCAGCAGGCAGCUGUACCCUUGUUCUCUGAGACCCACGGUGGCGAGGACGUGGCGAUAUUUGCCCGUGGCCCUCAGGCACACCUGGUGCAUGGAGUGCAGGAGCAGAAUUACAUCGCCCAUGUCAUGGCCUUUGCAGGCUGCCUGGAACCAUACAGUGACUGUGGCCUGGCGCCCCCUGAGGGCCAGAGCAGUGUGGCAAGUCAAAGCCAGACCUCCACCCUGAUGUUCCUGUUAGCAGGGACAAUGCUGAUGGUGGUGUUGGCAGCUGAACCCUGA
Molecule: messenger RNA, 1590 nt
Organism: Cricetulus griseus (Chinese hamster)
Lineage: Eukaryota; Metazoa; Chordata; Mammalia; Rodentia; Cricetidae
Source: RefSeq, a predicted model, not a curated record